Molecule: messenger RNA, 1376 nt
Organism: Boleophthalmus pectinirostris (great blue-spotted mudskipper)
Lineage: Eukaryota; Metazoa; Chordata; Actinopteri; Gobiiformes; Gobiidae
Product: pyruvate kinase PKM-like
Exons: 9
Coding region: 69-1376 (435 amino acids)
Biological process (GO): glycolytic process
Cellular component (GO): cytoplasm
Molecular function (GO): potassium ion binding; pyruvate kinase activity; magnesium ion binding
Source: RefSeq, a predicted model, not a curated record
UAGACCGGUGGCGCACUCGUCCUGCAAAGUUCACCCAGAAGGACGUUCGUGUAGACACAGAUCCAGUCAUGCAGAAGUCUAAGGAUAUGGGCUCCUCGAUCAUCCACACGCAGCAGCUCCAUGCUGCGAUGGCGGACACCAUGAUCGAGCACAUGUGUCUCCUGGACAUCGACUCUGAGCCUGCUGUGUCUCGCAACACUGGCAUCAUCUGCACCAUUGGACCGGCCUCCCGAUCCAUGGAGAUGGGCAAGGAGAUGAUCAAGGCUGGGAUGAACAUUGCAAGAAUGAAUUUCUCUCAUGGCACACAUGAGUAUCACGCCGAGACCAUCAAGAACAUCCGUGCAGCCACUGAGAGCUUUACACCUGGCUCUGUGGAGUACAGACCAGUGGCUAUUGCUCUGGACACAAAAGGACCAGAAAUCAGGACUGGACUGAUCAAAGGGAGUGGUACUGAGGAAGUUGAACUGAAGAAGGGUGAUACUAUUAAGAUCACACUCGAUGACCAGUACAAGGACAAGUGUGACGAGAAAGUCCUGUGGCUCGACUACAAAAACAUUACUAAAGUCGUCCAGACCGGCAGCCAUAUCUACGUGGACGAUGGUCUCAUUUCCCUCAAGGCCACUCAGAUCGGCGGUGACUUCAUUAUGUGUGAGAUUGAGAAUGGCGGCAUGCUCGGCAGUAAGAAGGGUGUGAACCUGCCCGGGGCUGCCGUGGACCUGCCCGCUCUGUCAGAGAAGGACAUUCAGGACCUGCAGUUUGGCGUGGAGCAGGGUGUUGACAUGAUCUUCGCCUCCUUCAUCCGCAAGGCCGCCGACGUAGAGGCUGUCAGGAAGGUGCUUGGCGAGAAGGGCAAAGACAUCAAGAUCAUCAGCAAACUGGAGAACCACGAGGGAGUGCGCAGAUUCGAUGAGAUCCUGGAGGCCAGUGAUGGCAUUAUGGUUGCCCGUGGAGAUCUGGGUAUCGAAAUCCCCACAGAGAAAGUGUUCCUGGCUCAGAAGAUGAUGACUGGCAGAUGCCUCAGAGUCGGCAAGCCCAUCAUCUGCGCCACCCAGAUGCUGGAAAGCAUGACCAAGAAGCCCCGCCCUACUCGUGCUGAGGCCAGUGAUGUGGCCAACGCUGUCCUGGAUGGAAAUGACUGCAUCAUGCUGAGUGGAGAGACAGCCAAGGGAGACUACCCUCUGGAGGCAGUGCGCACACAUCACAUGAUUGCCCGUGAGGCUGAGGCUGCCAUGUUCCACAGGCAGAUGUUUGAGGAGCUGCGCCGCACCUCUCACCUGACCCGGGACCCCACAGAGUCUGUUGCUAUUGGCGCUGUUGAGGCCUCCUUCAAAUGCUGUGCCAGUGCCAUCAUUGUGCUCACCAAGACUGGAAGGUAA